Neocloeon triangulifer is the source of this 6219-nucleotide messenger RNA. It is a transcript of the gene BuGZ, whose product is annotated as BUB3-interacting and GLEBS motif-containing protein ZNF207. The transcript is spliced from 9 exons. NCBI's taxonomy places the organism in Eukaryota, Metazoa, Arthropoda, Insecta, Ephemeroptera, Baetidae. The coding region runs from base 169 to 1668 and encodes 499 amino acids. Gene Ontology annotation, molecular function: DNA binding. Gene Ontology annotation, cellular component: nucleus. The record is from RefSeq and is a predicted model, not a curated record.
UUGGUGCCGUCGACCCGAGCGACAGACAUCUUGAAUCUCGGGAGGUGCGCUGCUUCGAGUGAAGCUGUUUUCGACGCUCUUUUUUCCACUUUUAUUGUGAUAUUUUCUCAACCCGAGGAAGGUCAUCAAGCCACUUUCCCGUCAGAAAUUUCAGUCAAUUUUUGAACCAUGGGACGCAAAAAGAAGAAGCAGUCGAAGCCCUGGUGCUGGUAUUGCAACCGGGAGUUCGACGAUGAGAAGAUAUUAAUACAGCAUCAGAAGGCGAAACACUUCAAGUGCCACAUUUGCCACAAAAAACUGUACACAGGCCCUGGUCUUUCAAUCCACUGCAUGCAAGUGCACAAAGAGACAAUAGAUAAAGUUCCAAACUCGUUGCCGAAUAGAUCCAACAUCGAAAUAGAAAUCUACGGGAUGGAGGGCAUUCCGGAGGUGGAUCUCAGGGAACACGAAAAACAACGAGCAGGUGGGAUGCGACCACAAAGUCCAGACAGCGGGGACGAAGACGAACCUGCUGCCAAAAAGCCAAAGGACGCCCUCCAGGUAGGAGCAAUGCCCGGCGGCACACCGGCGCCCAAUGGUCCUCAGAUGAUGACCAUCCAAGGAAUGCAGCAGAUGGCCCCUGGUAUGCCUGGAGGACCUUUGAUGAUGCACCCCAUGAUGGGGGCGUCACCCUUCAUGAUGGGUCCCAUGGGACCCAUGCUCGGCAACCACCAACUUCAGCAGGCGCAAGCUCCCAACAAACCUCUCUUCCCGGCUGCUGCGGCAGCGAGUAGUACAACGUCGUCGGCAACUGUCGUGGGAGCCGACUUUAAGCCCAUUACGACUUCUGCAAGUGCAACAACGCAAGGGAGACCUACAUUUGCAGCUUACGGUUCCAGCACGCCAAGUGGCAGUGACACGCCAACGGGCUCUGGGUCGAGUACGACACCAAAGACGCCCGCGAUGAUCAACACAACAAGUGCCACAAGUAGGAUUAUGCACCCGCCCGAGGACAUUUCUCUGGAGGAACGCAGGGCCACACUACCCCAGUACCGACCCAAUGCUGGUGCUGCUUCUCUUGGUGGAAUGAUGCCUGCGGGGAUGGUGGCUCCUGGUAUGCUCUCCUCCCCACUAGCUGCUGUUUCUUCGGCUGACGAGGCGGCCGUUGCUCAUGCACCCUCGGCGGCCCUGUUCGCCUCGUCCAUGGCGGCUGCUGCAGCAGCAGCAGCUGCGAUCGAAGAAGAGAGACGAGCCUUGAUGCCUCGCUACCAGCACAGCGCCCUUCUUCCCCAUGGAAUGGUUCCUCUUUCAGUCGCCCAACCGAUGAUGCUGGCUGCCAGGCCAAUGGUCAGCGUUGCGGGCCACCAAGUCACAAAUGCUGCAGCCGUAGCUAUGAUGAAUCAAGCGCAGGCAAACGCUAUGCUUCGAGCGCAGCAGCAGCAACACCCUGCAGCCAUGGCCGCCUCGAUGGCCGCUGUGGCUCUCGGCCAAUUUCCCGGAGGUCAUCAUGGUCACCAAAUGGCCAUGCUGCACGGGGCCAACAUGCUUCGGCCACCGCCAAUGGGGCUGCCGCCAGGCAUGAUUCACGGUUUGCCGCAUGGCGCGCCAAUGGGCCCAUUCGGCGGUGCGCCCAUGGGCUUCCCCGGCCACCCGAUGUUGGCACCGAUGAUGCACCCACGCUUCAGAUGAUCAGGUUUGCUGGGCUGGGAGGACGUGAUGGGAGGCGGAGUAGCUGCCCCAGCGCCGUCGACGGGCUUGCCACCGCCGAUGCAAGUCGCGCCUCCUGCAGCUGCUCUUCCUGUCCCAGUGUCAACAGUUACCGCCCCACCUCGGCCCAUGGCAGGAGUGUGGCUCCUUCUGCGGUGAGAUCAGCUCGCAACUCUCGGCCCCGACGAAGCCUCGGCUGACUGAAUGGCCGGCCAGACGCAAUGAUCAGUUGUUUAGUCAAACCGGUAUUUAUCUUUUCUUUCGAUCCAUUAUAUAUACAUUUUUCCUUCUCCUGAUCACACUUGCACUCAUCAACUCAAUGGAGCUGAAUACAAUAAUUUUGAUAAUUUUUCAUCAGCAUGCAAAUAUUAUGUUGACCAAGCAAGGCGUUGCAGUGUGUCUGUUAUUUAUUUUUUUAAAAUUCUGUACCUUAAAUAUUAAAUACAAUAUUCGUAAAUGUGGCGUUCCGAAGCGUACUGCACUCUGUGGAGGGGACUAUAUAUUCUUUAAAUUAAUUCAUUUGAUCGAAUUUCUCAACACGGUUGUGGAUGAUCAUGCUCUCAGAAUCCAAUUCUUGUGCAUGCCCAACUGACAGGAUUGGACUUGUUUUGUUGCUUUUUCUUGCUCUGUAGAUGCUUGACCCAGUCAAUUGGCCACUUUGGUGGAGCCGCCUCUGAUCCGAGCAAUUAGUGGCAGUGUACUUAAUUAAUUAACUAACCCAUCAGAGCCGGCUUCUUGUUAUCUCUAGAAGUAAAAACAAAAAAAUAACGAUUUUCCCUACGGAAACCGAUUGCUCAUUUGAACGACACGAAAUAAGUGUUCAAUUCAAAAAAAGACUAUAAUAAUUCAACAAACAAUCUCUGCCGAUUUUUGAGAAUCCAAUACCCUAGCGUACGUGUUUUCUGUGUGUACAUAUCUAGCAUGCUGUGAUAGAUGGAUGCUAGUAUAAUUUCCAGUUGUGAAGGUCCGCUUUGGGAGGAAAGGUUCAUUCCGUCCACUUAGUCGGAAUUAAAAGAAAAAUAAAAAAAAAAAUCUUGAAACCAUUUUCCCCAACUGGAGUCUUGACCGCUGGGAAAGAGCAAAACUAAACACUUAACAAGUAAAAUUGUACUGUGGAAAAAAAUCCAUCUGGAAAGAAGCAUUUUCACCUGGCAAAUUAAUGGCUUGCUGCUGUUGAAACUGUUGUAGAUCUGUGGUAUUAUAUCAUUCAAUAACAUAGUUGGAGCAGAAUGUACUAUUGUCGAUUUUACAGAAUAUUUUAUAGAAUUACUAUGUUCGUUUGUAAAGCCACUUUUAGACACACACACACUAAGCAAUUUUUCAAUCAAUGUGUAACUUUCGAAAGACCUUUGGUGACUUCUUGAAACUUGUCCCGAUCUUGUGUGUAUCUUACUAAUUGGAUGCUAUUUUCAUUGCAAGACAGCUGAGACUCAUAAAAACUUCUAAUUUUAAUUUCAAACAUUUAAAAAAUAAAUAUAUUAAUUGAUGACAAAUUUCUUUAAAAAGCCUAACUGGGUUUCAGCUUUUUGCAACACUCGGCAUGCUGACAUUACAAAACAAAACAUUUCCCUCCUAAUCAUAGCACCCUUGCUGAUACCAAAGCCCUCUCUGAUCGUAACUGAAACACCUCUUCCAAUUUAUCGACAGAAUUUAAUGCAUCUGCAACAACAACAUUGCUGUUUUAAGCCUCCACAGCUCGGUGAGUGAUCCAACUCUCAGUAUCAUUUACCAUAUUUAUAUAUAUAUGACGUUAUUGAGUGGUGGCGUAUUACUUUUUUAUUGUAUGCACCCGGUCGAGUGAAUUUUUGGACCAACGUUUCUCGGCCGGCCCCGGCCGACCGGGAAACGCAGCGCCUGUUUUGUCGUAGUUUUGGCACAAGCAAGGAGCAGUUAAAAUAGCAAUGAUGAAAGGUGGGACUUCUUUUUUUCCUUAUUUUUAUUUUGAUAUAAUAUAUAAAUACAUUUUAAGUUCUCAAUCAAAACACAUGAUGAGUCAGUUAGUAAAUUUUUGACGUACAAAUUAAUUAAUUAAUAACUGAUCAUUGAACGUGUGCGUUAUAGUUUUUGAGCUGUGCGUAGGACAGCCUGUUUUACGUUUAUUGAUUGAAUUUGGCUCUUUGAAUACUUUUGCACCUCGAUGGUUACAUUCUUAGGCCUACUCACACUCACACGCAGGCAAUCAAUCAAUCAAUCAAUACUUUUGGUAUGUUUUUGUUUUGUUUUUGUCAUAAAACAGUUAGUUGACAUACAUAAGAAAAGGUAAGCCGUUUUUCUUUUCAUUAUUUUUUACCUCCACCUCCUGCCUCCUUCCUGGGUUUUGGUUGGUAUUGUCAUUUCUUUUUUUUAUAUAUAUAAUUUCUCCUUUUUUUCUGUACAUUGUUAACUUCUUUGUUUUCAACCAAAUCUGUUGCCUCUGCCACACACGCAUAAACCGCUGACAUGUUUUACUCUUAAGUUGACCUCUUUCGAAUUGGGUACCUCCGUAAUAUAUAUCUUACGCUCAGAUUGUUUUUUUUUCCAUUCAUUAAUUAAUUACUUGCUGUGUGAGUACAUACGACUUUUGCGAACAAGAUGUUUCUCAUCCAUGUAAUCUUUGGCAGUCUAAUUUGUAACUCAGGGGCUAAUGACAGACAGAGAGUAUAAAGUAAGUACAGCAAAAUUUGUAAGGUCCGCGCGGAAGGGUUGAGGAAAAAAUGUUCACUUGUAAUAUGGUGAUGCGCGGUGUGCGAUUCUUCGCCGGGUGGAAAAUUUAAAAAAAAAAAUGGGUUCCUUUUAACAAAUUGAUUCCGCGGCAAUCGAAUCGCAGACCGCGUCACGCCACCAUAGCGUUGCUCUCUUUGCGAAAAAGAAAUAGAUGGCGUGUGUUAUCUCGAUAGAGAGAUAUAUUUCUAAUUAACCUUAAAUAAUUUAACAAUCCUUGCUGAGAUUCGUUGAUGCAGAAAGAUACGAGGAAAUAUUAAUAAAAGUUUAGAUGUCUCAAGCUAAGCAUUUGGCGUUUCUGUGUGUAGCACCAGGUAAGCGCACUCUCUGAACCUCCCCUAUUUGAAUGGGGCUAAUCUCAGUAGUAGAUUCUCAUACCGAGUUCGUUUCAUUAUAUUAUAUUCUCUUUCCUCUCCUAUUACAAAUAAUCGCAGUACCGCAUAUUCAUGGCUUUUGAUUAAUCAAUCCACUGAUUGUCUUUGUCUAUUCGAUUUUGUGAUAAAAAAGAAAAAUAAGGGUGAAUCACUGAACCAAAAGAUUAAUAUGGUUUUUUAAUUUUUUUUUUCUCAAAAACAGGCUAAGCACAUUUUUUUUUAAAAUUAAAACUAGUGGUUCAAUGGAUACAAAAAAAGUGCAUGUUGGUUGGUUGGUUUCACAAGCAGCGUCAACUGGAAAUUGUUCUCUUUGAUCGCACAAAGGUAGGAAUUGUCCCAAUAAUAAUAAAAUGCAAAAUCUGUCUCGUCGUCGUCGGCUGCAAUAAGGUAACCAACUAUACAGUAUUUCUACUGCAAGCAUGGUGGUGGGGGAUGAUUGCAGCAUUCAAGGCAUUCAUUGCAUCUGUAAAACUACACCACAAUGUCACAGCUUCCCGAAAGGGUUGCUGUUGGGUCCUAUGGCCCCCAGCUAAGCCCAGUUUUGAUAACCUGCAUCUAACUAAAGUGUCCUCUCAAGUCUUCAGCAAUUCUUUGCCCUGCUGUUUCCAAAUUAAUAAAUUAAUGGCAAAGAUUUGCUCUGAAAAAAAUUCAACUAAAUAAAAUACCGGCUAUUAUAGGCCUUUCUAAAGUAUAAUACAAAUGAUGAGGCGCUUUAAACCUACUGGAUGGCUGGUGAUAUUUGAUAAUCAGCUGGCAUUUUUGUGAUGUUUUUCGUGCACAAUUUAAUUUCAACUCAAAUAAAACUUGAGCCGUAUACAAAGUAGCACCUUCGCUGUGGCUUUUGAUCAAAAUUAGUUAAUUUGAUUUUUGACUUUUUUUUACUCACUUUUAAAGUGCCAGCUGAUUAUUUUGGUAUAGAGAUCUUCAACAAGGUGUGUCAGCUUCAUUUUCGCUAUUUAUUUGCUGCUACAGUGGUCGCAACGUCGAGCGGGUCUCAGGCCCGUGGCGUUGCUGGGCGAAAGAGCCCCCAGCAUCAAUUGCUGGUGACGCACCGUGUGAUUAAUCAAACCUUCAAUAAGUGAGAAGCUGAGCUACCUGUCUCGAUCAGCUUUAAACCAAUCUUCACGAGAGUCGCUUUCUUCAUCCGAGCUGAGCGUUUUGAGUCUGAACAAAAAGUAAGUCGUCUUCCAUCGAGAAGCUGACCUUUUUAAUCUUUUACAUAAAAUUGAGUUUUACUCGAGAAAAAAAUAUCUUCAUAAUUUAUUUUAUUUUACAGAGGAAUGAUAAAAAGAAACCAAUUGUUUCAUCUCUGUAUUUUUUUAUUAUUAUUAUUAAAUAAUAAAAUUACAAAAAAAUUAUUAAUUCUUACAAAGUAUAAAUUGCGUUUAUUGCAAUGAAGUGAAAAUUUUGUUUUUUUUCCUUUAUUAUUUUCGAGAAUACACUAAUUUUUUGCAGCAAA